Molecule: messenger RNA, 381 nt
Organism: Perca fluviatilis (European perch)
Lineage: Eukaryota; Metazoa; Chordata; Actinopteri; Perciformes; Percidae
Product: glycine-rich cell wall structural protein 2-like
Exons: 8
Coding region: 1-381 (126 amino acids)
Source: RefSeq, a predicted model, not a curated record
AUGGUUUUUCUAGGAAAGAAACCUCUGAAUGGUGGCAGACGAAUGCUGAUGCCAUCAAAAGGUGUGGGUCAGGCAUUGGGUGCACAAAAUGGAUACGGCGGAUACCCAACAAAAGGCUUAGGCUAUGGUGCAGCUGCUGGUGGGACCAAUGGAGGAGGGACAAAAGGCUAUGGAGCAACAUCUGGUGUAACCAAUGGACAAGGAGGGAAUCCAGCAGUUUUACCCAAUGGAAAUGGUGCAAAGUCUAAUGGAUAUGGUGUUCAAGCCGGCCCAACCAAUGGACAACAAAUGAAAGGCAAUGGCUAUGGUGCAGCUGCUGGUGGGACCAAUGGAGGAGGGACAAAAGCAUCCUAUUUGUACUCUCUGGGUCUACAAGAAUAG